Messenger RNA from Cladophialophora yegresii CBS 114405, 600 nucleotides. RefSeq lists its product as uncharacterized. NCBI's taxonomy places the organism in Eukaryota, Fungi, Ascomycota, Eurotiomycetes, Chaetothyriales, Herpotrichiellaceae. The record is from RefSeq and is a predicted model, not a curated record. The coding region runs from base 1 to 600 and encodes 199 amino acids. The transcript has a single exon.
AUGGGCGAGGCAGACGAAGCAGCCUUCGAUGCCGUGAGGACAACAACAGUCCGACGCAAGCCAGUGCCAGCACCACAGCCGCCUUCGUACCCGAGGCAGAGACGAGGACUCCUCGAUCAAUGGAGGAAUUCCUCGCGCCGAACUAAGAUCAUUGUUCUGGUGGUUGUCCUCGCCAUCAUCGUCUUGAUCAUCGGUCUGGCAGCGGGCCUGUCGACUCGCAAGCAUAGACAAAAUCUCCCGUUACCCUCAGGGAAUGGCGGCCCAUACACCGGCGACCUCACGUACUACGAACCCGGUCUCGGUGCCUGCGGCGUUACGUCCCAGAAUAGCGACAAGAUUGUCGCCGUCUCGCACAUUGUGUUCGAUGCUGUCAGUGUUGGUAGCGACCCGAACGCGAAUCCGUUGUGUGGCAAGAAGAUAAGAGCAAGGAGGGACAAUAAAAGUGUGGAUUUGACGGUAGUGGACAGGUGUACUGGCUGCCAGCCCAAAGAUAUCGAUGUCACCGUCAACACCUUUGCCGGUCUCGCCGACGUUGACCUGGGCAGGGUGCUGGUCGAAUGGAACUGGUUGGAGAAUAUUCCUCCUAAUGCUCAAGGCUGA